AUUAAUAGGGUGUUUUUUUUACACCGCCAUGGUUGCGGCUGUUUACGACACCGUUUUACGACACCGUACGCGCAGUUCCUCUUCGCUUCGGUUCAAGAUGGCUUCGUCGUUUUGGAAAGGUGUUGUCGGCAUCGGACUUUUCUCCUUAGCUCAUGCGGCUUUCUCAGCGGCACAACAUCGAUCAUACAUGCGACUUACAGAGAAGGAGCACGAGACGCUACCAAUUGAUAUUGUACUGCAGACUUUGUUGUCAUUUAUCAUGACCUGUUACGGUAUUGUCCACAUCGCUGGAGAGUUCAAAGACAUGGAUGCUUCCUCAGAGCUGAAAAACAAGACUUUUGACACUCUGAGGAACCACCCAUCCUUCUACCUUUUCAAUCACAGGGGUCGGGUGCUAUUCCGCACAGCAGAGGAGGAGCCCUCUUCUGUACGCAACCAACAAGCUCUGCCCAACCCCAUACGGUUACGCAAGCUGGAGCAUUUGCACUGAGACUGGCCUUUUCCUGUCUGUAACACGGUCAUUGUCAGAUAAGAUUUGUUUUUGUUAGACAGGAGGGAGAACGUGUCAGAAUUCAUCUUUCUCCUAUUUAACUUUUCUUUAUUUUUUUGUAAAUAAACUAAUAAUGCUGUCUGAACAUGCAUCUCUGUCCAUAACGUGGUUGCCACCAUAUUCAACGCUGACUGUGCCAACCCCUCAGUUUUUGUUUUUAUUAUUUCCAAGCAGACUUGUUUGUAUAUACAGUAUGUAAACGCUUUGGAGUCUUAAGAUACUGAGACAUGUACCCCUUUGAUCCCUUCUGAACUGAACUGGGAUAUUACUCUUUGUAUAUCUUUUGUAUGAAGGGAAUAACAAAGCCUGCUUUGGUUGCUGUUUCGUUCCAAACACACGUCAGCAACUGAAAACUUUGUCAACUGAAAUGAGAUUAAUCAGUGGACUCUAUUUGCUGUAUUAUUUCCAGGAAGCAUAAAUGCUCUGUACACUCUGUAUGUGAGCAAAAUGGUUUUUAAGUCACAGGAAAUGAGGUGAACACUGGGAUGGGCGAUAUUAGAGCGCUAUUAUAAUGAGACUGUGAACACUAAGGCAGACUAGACAGUACUGGUACAUUAAUCUGAGUGAAUUUUAUUUUCCUUCAUUUUAGAUUUCAUCAAUAUUCAACAGAUUGUUUUUAAUUUAAUAAAAGUCAUACUGAUUUUA
Messenger RNA from Oreochromis niloticus (Nile tilapia), 1195 nucleotides. RefSeq names its product membrane magnesium transporter 1 (gene mmgt1). Lineage: Eukaryota; Metazoa; Chordata; Actinopteri; Cichliformes; Cichlidae. Bases 29 to 490 code for a protein of 153 amino acids. The record is from RefSeq and is a predicted model, not a curated record. Gene Ontology annotation, cellular component: plasma membrane; EMC complex; early endosome. The transcript has 4 exons.